GACACAAAAUAAUUUGUUUCAAAAGGCAUAAACUAUUUCUCUCUAAACUAUGAUGUCUUCAAUUAUCUUUAGUGAGAGUGUCGACCUACGAAGAUUCUCUGAAACAAUUAUUAAGUAACUUCGGGUCAAAAUCGGGUAAAGUUCGGCGCUCUGUUGUUACACCCAGUCACUCUUACAAUCCGACGACAUAGUGGUUUUGCCUCCUCCAAAUUUCCUACUAUAAAAUUCAGAGUGAAAGAUGAAAAUAUAAAUUGUUUGCGCGCACAGUCACCUCUAAAGAAGGUGCCAAAACUGCAAUAAAAAUUAAAAAUAAGGGAACUUUUUCCUUAUCGUAGAUAGUAGUAAACUAGAAUUGAUCGAAAGUGUAAGAAGGGUAAUUUCCAGGAAGUACUUGUACAAGCAUCAACUUAUAUCCAAGUAAUCCUAUACAUCCAAGGGUAAACAACACAAGUUAUUCUGAUUUUAAUAAAAGCAAUUAAGAAAUGACUUACUUAAAUAGACGGUAACCUCGGUAACUGAACAUCUGUUUCACGCCGAGUUCAUAAUGAGAAGAGAUAUGCUUCGAUCAGUCACCAAGGCUUUUUUCUCAUGAUAAGAGAAGUUGUAAACUCAGAAACAAAGAGAGUAAUGGAUGAUCAACUUGCUUUUAUGAAGUUUAAUACCUUUUUUAACAACGCUUUUUUCAGUCGUUGAAAAAAAUUGUUCCAUUACACCGCGAAGAAACAGCAACGACGUAAACAAAAAUUCCACUUCAUAACAUGGACUGGCGAUCACAGGUUCCCAAUCGUUAUACGGUGCCCUUAACACAGGGUAUAGAUAUCAACGACCUGAUUAGAGGAGACGGUAGCAUGUUUGAGACUGAUCUCAAUGACAUGGCUGCUUUUGAGGAUGAAGAGGAAUCACAAUACUUUGAUUCUGAGGAUGUUUUCCAACAGCUUAACUAUGAAGCUAAUGAUUUUGGAGAUGAUUCUGGCUCAGACAGAGAUGAUGAUUUGACACCUUUUCAACGCCUUGCACGUGGUAUGGAAGAUCUCACAGGAGAUGGAGGAGUUCUUAAACAAAUUCUAAGAAAGGGAACAGGGCCUGUUGUACCUGAAGGGGCUACUGUGAGAUAUCAUUAUAAUGGCUAUUUGGAGUUUAAUGAUGAGCCUUUUGAUUCCUCAAGGUUGAGAAAUAAACCAGAAAUUCAUAAGCUUGAGGAAAACAUUCUAGGUCUCUAUCUUGGUUUACGGACCAUGAGGAAAGGAGAAAAGGCUAAGUUUCUUGUGACUCCAGAAUAUGGCUAUUUAGAGAUGGGUUGUACUCCUCGUAUACCUGCAUCAGCAAAAGUACUUUUUGAAGUGGAGUUACUGAACUUCAUUGACCACAAAGCUGCUGACGAUUUUGACGCAUUUACUGAGGAAGAGAGGAAGCAAGCAUCAUUUGAACAACUUCUUAAAGUGGCUAACUCAGAAAGAGAGGCUGGAAAUGACUUUUAUAAACGAAAGCAAGUUCAUCGUGCUGUGGGCAAGUAUUUAAAGGCAAUCAAAUUACUGGAAAACUGCCAUUUACAAAAUGCUGAUCAAGAGAGAUGGAUGAAUGAAGUUUUGCUAAAACUUUAUCUCAAUGCUGCUCACUGUUUUCUAGAGUUGGCAGAAGUAAAGAAAGUUCUGACCUAUGCAAGAAAGGCUUUAGGUAUUGACCCAAAGAAUGUGAAGGCUCUCUAUAGAAUGGGCAAGGCCUUACAGAAGCAGGGUGAAUUUGACAGCGCUAGAGAUAAGUUCAAGAAAGCACAGUAUUAUGAACCCAACAACAAAGCAAUAAAAGAUGCCCUUAUUGAACUGGACAGGAAAGUGAGUCAAUUCAAAUCCCUUGAAAAGCAGACUUUUGCACGAAUGUUUGCUCCUGCUAAGAAAGAACAAGGUAAGGAUGAAAAAUCUGUACAGGCACCUGUAGACCUUGAAGCAGGAAAAAAGGAAGUGCUUAUUAAACAAUUAAGGGAGUUUAAAGAGGAGGAUGGCACUAAAGAAAUCUUUUUCCCUACAACAUUAACUCAGCAUGAAAGAGCUUACAUUAAACAGACAGCUCAAGAGUUGGGCCUCAAAGUAGAAGGCAAAGAGGGUACAAACAAAGAACUGAGGGUUACAAAAGACUAGUGGCAAGGAAUCUCUGAGUUGAAGUUUUGUUUGGUCAGAGCUAAAUGACUGAUCCAGCUACAGAGCAACCAGUUGGAUUUAAUCUAAAGAUAUAUUGCUCUCUGACAAGUCUCGUCGAAGGAUCAGUGUAUUGGUUACGUAACCUAACUGUUUGCGUCGUAAAGAAAUUUGCUGUUUUCAUUGACAGGGGGCUAUGUUGUGAGGCUCCAGUUACUUCAAUCUUAAAAUCCGACCAAUCAGGUAAUUCCAUGUAGCUGUGAGUUAUUCCAUAGUUACUCAGUGGUGGGAUGGAUGUUUCAUCCCAGUAACACCAACCUGAUGAAUUUAUAUCUUCAUCACUCUCUUUGUUGGAUUAUUUAUUGAUAUGUUGGGAGAAGUUGCAUGAAUGGUUAACUCUUAAGUGUGCAGCACAUUUGAAAAUUUUUUGGACGAGUGUUUUCACCUCCUAAAGCUUAGUCUGCCGGGCAAAAGUGUAUCUUAAAUUGAAUGAAACUUUGCCAUGGAUAUUUAUUUUGUUAUUUCCAAUUAUAUCUUUGAACACCAA
Molecule: messenger RNA, 2679 nt
Organism: Pocillopora damicornis (cauliflower coral)
Lineage: Eukaryota; Metazoa; Cnidaria; Anthozoa; Scleractinia; Pocilloporidae
Product: inactive peptidyl-prolyl cis-trans isomerase FKBP6
Biological process (GO): spermatogenesis; piRNA processing
Cellular component (GO): cytoplasm
Molecular function (GO): peptidyl-prolyl cis-trans isomerase activity; Hsp90 protein binding; nucleic acid binding
Source: RefSeq, a predicted model, not a curated record